This is a messenger RNA of Coprinopsis cinerea okayama7#130, 1497 nucleotides long. RefSeq lists its product as hypothetical. Bases 1 to 1497 code for a protein of 498 amino acids. Lineage: Eukaryota; Fungi; Basidiomycota; Agaricomycetes; Agaricales; Psathyrellaceae. The record is from RefSeq and is a predicted model, not a curated record. The transcript is spliced from 13 exons.
AUGUCUGACGGUCUUCAGAGGCAUCCCGUCCCCCCAGCCGACCCUGAGAAGGGGGAGAUGGAGCACCAUAUCCAGAUGGUGGAACAUGCCAAAGCCCUCGACACGGCUAUCACAGUAGUCCAGUCCGAGAAGGAUGGCGUCGUCGUGACCACGAAGGAGAGGGUUUCUGCCCCUCCCCCUCCCUCCUCGAAGCCUGCUCCCAAGCCCAAGCGGAAGGUCUCCAAAUGGGUUCGAUGGCAGCUAUGGUUCAACAUGUACCGGCGAUUCUUCGUUCUGAGCUUCGGGUUGAAUAUGAUCGGCCUGGUGUUGGCGGCUACGGGUCGGUGGCCGUACGCUGUGAAGUACAACGGCGCCAUCGUCGUCGCCAACUUCAACAUGGCAAUCUUGAUGCGCAAUGAAGUCUUUGGUCGUUUGCUCUACCUCUUCGUCAACACUUGCUUUGCUAAGUGGCCACCUCUUUGGUUCCGUCUGGGCUGCACAUCCGUUCUUCAGCACCUCGGAGGAAUACACAGUGGUUGUGCACUCGCUGGUGUGGCGUGGUUGUUGUUCAAGGUGGUCAGGAAUUUCCUUCUACUUGACAUCACACACGACUCCGUGCUCGUCAUGGGGGUUGUCACCAACAUUGCUGUCAUGGUCAGCGCGCUAAGCGCCUUUCCCUGGGUCAGAAACACCCAUCAUAAUGUUUUCGAACGUCACCAUCGCUUCGUCGGAUGGAUUGGCCUUGUCUUCACUUGGGCGUUCGUAAUUCUCGGAAACACAUACGACCCCUACACUCGCACAUGGAACCUCAGCGGAAUCAAUCUCGUGCGACAACAGGACUUUUGGUUCACCAUGGGUAUGACAGUAUUCGUGGCGCUUCCUUGGUUCUUCGUUCGAGAAGUCGAAGUGGACGUCGAGCUGCCGUCGUCGAAAGUGGCUAUCUUGCGUUUCAAGCGAGGUAUGCAACAGGGAUUGCUCGGGCGGAUCAGUCGAUCUUCUAUCAUGGAGUACCAUGCCUUUGGUAUUGUCUCGGAGGGCAAGCAUGCAAAGUAUCACUAUAUGAUCGCUGGAGUUCAAGGUAUAUAUCAUGCCUUCACGUCAUUACCCCGCACUUUCGCCGGGGUGUCAAACACCUCCACACUGUACAAGCGGGGUAUCCGUGUAUGUACAGGAACAGGCAUUGGGGCCGCCCUAUCAACCUGUAUCCAGUCGCCAUACUGGUAUCUGAUUUGGAUAGGUAGCGACCAGGAGAAGACGUUCGGUCCGACCAUCAGUGGCUUGAUCCACAAGAACAUCGAGCCAGAGCGCCUGUUGCUCUGGGACAGUAAGAAGCGGGGAGGUCGCCCCGAUACUAUGAAGCUCAUCAAGGAAGCAUACCACUCAUGGGGUGCUGAAGUUGUUUUCAUCACGUCGAAUUAUAUCGGCAACACUGAGAUGAUGCAGGGAUGCAAAGAAGCAGGUAUCCCAUGCUUCGGAACUCUUUGGGACUUCGUAAGUGCACCCCGCGUCUCGAGAUAG